Molecule: messenger RNA, 249 nt
Organism: Ilex paraguariensis (yerba mate)
Lineage: Eukaryota; Viridiplantae; Streptophyta; Magnoliopsida; Aquifoliales; Aquifoliaceae
Source: the annotation of a GenBank genome assembly
AUGGGCUUCUGGGCAAAGGCAAGAGAUGAGAAAGAGAGGAGGGCGACGUUGGGCUGGGCGGCGCUAGCCAAGGGCUGGGUGACGUCAGCCAGGCACGGGGCUACGACGAGCGUAGGCCAGACAGACGCAAUCCAGGCAACAGGCUGGAUGAUGUGCGUCGCAGGCCAGAUAGCCCUGCAGGCUGGCCGACGGCGGUCGCAAGGUAGGCAGCGCCAGCGAGUGCUCGAUUUGGUAGGGGCACUAUGGUAG